This is a messenger RNA of Hyla sarda, 991 nucleotides long. RefSeq lists its product as uncharacterized. The record is from RefSeq and is a predicted model, not a curated record. Bases 113 to 991 code for a protein of 292 amino acids. NCBI's taxonomy places the organism in Eukaryota, Metazoa, Chordata, Amphibia, Anura, Hylidae. The transcript has 3 exons.
CCUACCUACCUGCCCUUUUACUGUGAAGGACACCAAGGAGGGCAUUAUUACACUUUGUGGGCCUAUAGAAGGAUUGUGUAGAGGAGGGCACUGAAUAUAUGCAGAGUCUGACAUGUUUUUCCUGCAGAUGUUAAGAGAUCCACAUGGCGGUCUUAUCCGGACGGAGAAGAAAAGGAAAGAGGACGCCGAUGAUCAGAAAAUACGUCAUUAUGCUGAAGAGGAGCUGGCGAAUCCGGAAAGGAGGGCGGCCGGUGAGGCGGUCAUUCGUCGGCGGGAGCCUGGAGCGGAUUUGGCGGGACCUUCAACAGCGCUGGACGACAGGAGUGCGGCCGGCGGUUCCAGGGAGAGGACGCCCAGGCCUGCGGCUGCUGGGGCAUCGGCUUCGGGUCAGCCUGGUCGUGAUCCGUGCUUGGUGUGGAUUUUUGGUCACUCCUAUGUUCGGAGGGGGGCGAUCCGGGCUGCGGUGAGACGGGACGGGAGGCAGCUGGGUUUUUCGAGGGACCUGGCGGUGUUGCGGUGGAUUGGAAUUGGUGGCAUGCUGUGGUGCGGGGUGCUCCCUGAGGUACAGUUCAACGCUUCUUUGGACCGCCACCCGGACAUCUUGGUGGUGCAUGCUGGGGGCAAUGAUUUGGGCCUUCGAUCGUCACGGGAGUUAAUUAGAGACAUUAAGCUUGACAUUCUGAGGCUAAAAUCUACCUUUCCAGGUUUGUUGUUCGUUUGGUCUGACAUGGUGGCUCGGCGGGUGUGGCGGCACGCCAGGUCGGUGGAUCGCUUGAAUAAGGCUCGGGUCAAGCUCAACAAAGAGGUGGGGCGUUUUGUUCGUAGGAAUGGGGGGAUAGUGGUGAGGCACACUGAUCUGGAGGGGGAGCCUUGGGAAUUCUUGGAUCCUGAUGGUAUUCAUUUAAAUGACAUUGGAAUGGAUUUGUGGGCGUUGGCCUUGCAAGGGGGUAUUGAGCUGGCGUUGCGUGUGUGGCGGGAUGAAGGUCAGUGA